AAAACUUGUUAAUCUAGAUUGUAAGUUUGUUUCAGGCUGGAAAAAGGUAGUUUUGGAGAGACACCAUAAAAUGUCUGCUAUACAACGUGGGAGAAAUGCCAUUCGGCAGAUUGUCCAAGGUGCUUCUGUCAGGAGUUCUGAUGGCGCAGUGCAUCCACUCUUCCAUGCCUGUCAAGGAGUCAGAUACAGGAAGUUGGAAGUUAUACUCACCACGAGCAUAGAGAAGCUUGGAAAAGCAGGUGAAACUGUGAAGGUUGCUCCAGGCUAUUUCCGAAACCAUCUCAUGCCCAAGUUGUUGGCUGUCCCGAACAUUGAGAAGUUUGCUUAUCUCAUUAGGGAGCAGCGCAAGAUUUACCAGCCUCAGGAAGUAGAGGAGGUCAAAGUAGUCACUGAGACUGCGGAAGAUAGGAUGAAGGAAUAUGAGGCAGCUGCAAAACGUCUAGACAAUGCACGGCUGGUACUGAGGAGGUUCAUUAAUGUCGAGAAAUUACGCACACGUGCUACAAAAGAUGAGCCAAUAGAAUUGAGGUCACCUGUAAUGAAAGAAGAGCUUGUCUCCGAGGUGGCGAGGCAACUUUGCGUGCAAAUUGACCCCGAAAACGUCCAUUUGCCGAGUCCACUAACAAAUGUGGGAGAGUACGAGGUGCCCCUACGUCUGCCGAAAUCCAUCCCUCUCCCAGAGGGGAAUAUCCAGUGGACCCUUAAUGUCAAAGUACGAUGCAAAUGAAGCCGGCACUUUCGAUUUAAUGACAUCCUCGGGCAUUUUCUCUUGUGCCCCAAAAUUUGUAUUGUGAGCAAGCACUACGAGGAAACAAGUUAUUCUGUAUCAUUUGUUUAUUUGCUGCUGGCUGCACAUGAAUUUCUCUGGGAUCGUCAAUUGGUUAUUGCUCUCUCUGUAUUCUGGUUUA
Molecule: messenger RNA, 908 nt
Organism: Syzygium oleosum
Lineage: Eukaryota; Viridiplantae; Streptophyta; Magnoliopsida; Myrtales; Myrtaceae
Exons: 5
Coding region: 71-727 (218 amino acids)
Biological process (GO): translation
Cellular component (GO): mitochondrion; ribosome
Molecular function (GO): structural constituent of ribosome
Source: RefSeq, a predicted model, not a curated record